AUGGAGGAUCGAGUAUUAGAUAGAAUCGUCCAGAGAUUGGUGACGAGAGUAGGAUCAAUUCAGACAGAUCCAGAGAAGAAAUUCAACGUCGAGAGGCUGAAAGCUUUAGGUGCCACGACGUUUGAUGGUGCCACAGAUCCAGAAGAUGUUGAGGACCGUAAGGUCGAGUUAGCGACGUUCUUGCUGCAGAAAGGUGUUGGGAAAUGGUGGAAAGUGAUAGUGGCCAGGAGAAGCAAUUUAGAAGCUAUGUCUUGGCCUGAGUUUAGAAAAAUAUUUGAGGACAAAUACUACCCUAGUGCUUUUAGAGAAGCAAAGAGGGAUGAGUUUCUUAGGCUAACUCAGGGAUCGAUGACGUUCGCUAAGUACGAGCAGAGAUUUUCAGAUUUAUCUCAGUAUGCCCUUCCGAUCAUUGCAGAAGAAAAAGAGAGAUGUAGGAGAUUUGUGAAUGGCCUAAGAAGGAGGAUACAUACUCCUAUUACCUCUACAACUAAUUGGGUGAAUUUCACUCAGUUAGUUGUGACCGCUAUCAAAGUUGAGCGUAGUGUAGAGGGUAGACAUACUACAGACAGGUGUGGAGCAGCACAGGACUCCAAUAGAGACGAGAGACAAACGGGGCACUUCAAGAAAGAUUGUCCCCAGCUAGUUCAUGGAGCACAGGGUGAACAGAGAGUAGUUACCCAGGUUGUACAUCAACCUAGAGCAACCAGAGCCAGAGGUGAGGGAUCCGGUGCAAUUAAGCAAAAGAGGUCCGCUUAUGUGUUAUUUGAUCCUGGUGCUACACACUCAUUCAUAUCUAGCAUGUCUGCAUUGCAUAUCGAUAGAGUGCUUGAGCAUAUGAAUGACGACUUGUUUAUUUCUACGCCUGUAGGAGAUACUCUAGUUGUGCAUGAGUAUUACAGGAGUUGUGAAAUAGUUAUUAGGAAUGGAGUUUAUGGGUUGACUUGA
Benincasa hispida (wax gourd) is the source of this 945-nucleotide messenger RNA. NCBI's taxonomy places the organism in Eukaryota, Viridiplantae, Streptophyta, Magnoliopsida, Cucurbitales, Cucurbitaceae. The record is from RefSeq and is a predicted model, not a curated record.